Messenger RNA from Strongylocentrotus purpuratus (purple sea urchin), 11691 nucleotides. RefSeq names its product E3 ubiquitin-protein ligase TRIP12-like. NCBI's taxonomy places the organism in Eukaryota, Metazoa, Echinodermata, Echinoidea, Camarodonta, Strongylocentrotidae. Gene Ontology annotation, cellular component: nuclear speck. Gene Ontology annotation, molecular function: ubiquitin protein ligase activity; zinc ion binding. The record is from RefSeq and is a predicted model, not a curated record. Gene Ontology annotation, biological process: proteasome-mediated ubiquitin-dependent protein catabolic process; DNA damage response; protein polyubiquitination.
CAAGCCUUUUUUUCCUAAUUGACCCAACCUACAUGUACAUUGCAUCUGUACAUGUAUGUGUUUCUCUGUGCUGUCUAUUGCAAUGACUUACUAAUGGAUCCUUUACCGAUAUGCAUGCCCAGUUUACAUUCGGUGUACAUUCAUGUAGCAGUCUUGGACUCUUGGUAUAUGAGUGGGUUAGGGUUAGUGCCUCUUUAGUCUGUGCAAGCACAGAUUCUCAUGUGACACUACCACAAUCCCUAAAGCCUUGAGCACAGCCUAGCUCUGUCCGUUCCUGGCUGUGCGUGUCAAAUUAUCCAAAGCAGCUAAUGUACAGAGCCUAUAUGGAGUAUGCCGUCAGUCUAGUCUCAAAGUGCAGACACUGUCGUGCACCUACAUCUUCACCUUUUCUUCUUGCUGAUUUGACUUCCAGACUGAGGAUUUCUGUAUGAUUUGCUCUUGUGAGAGCAGAUAUCAUUCGCCUGACCUGAGGAACCUUUGGGAAUGUCUCGUCCCAGGACCGGUGCCUAUUAUGGCCGACCAGAGCCCUAGCUGCCACCAAUUAGGGGGGUCCAAACACCGACGAUCAAAGCGAGGUGCCACUGCUACCACGUCUACCACCACUAGCAACGCCGUGGCCUCCUCAACUGCUGGAUCUUCGGUAGCCAGUCUUGUACAAGACCUAUCAAAUCACCAGAAGCAUCAAGUGUCCUCUAGACAGGAGACUUGCAUCAAGUCAAGCAAGAAGCAAACUCUCACCAGUGCAAGCAAGAGGAAGGCUUCAACCGAGAGCCACGGAGCUCCACCUUCCAAGGUAUCAUCAAGUACUCUCUUGGAUGCCUCCAACGCUGACAGCAGCAGCGGUGCUCAGCUAAUCAAAAACAAUAGACACAAACACGAAGUGUGCAUUCCAGUGACCACUCUCAAGAGCAAGCGUCACAACCUCCCAAAGAAAUCCAAAAAGACUGUCGAGCUUUCCAAGCACAACCUCCUGCAGAGCGAGGACUCUGUCCAGAACAACGUCAGCGGCAACGAGAGCGCGCACUCGCGGGACUCUAAGCAGCGCAGGCGCGGGAGCACGUCUUCCGCUUCAUCAGCGUGGUCUUCCCUCUCUGGAGGAUCAAGUCGUUUUAGCUUAUCGGACUCCACAGGCAGCGUCUGUUUCGCCGGGAGUUCUUUCACAAGUGCAGCCCUUCCUACGGGGGAACUAGAGGGCUCCGAACCUAGUGUGUCGAGUGAUUCGAAAAGUGGCCGGGUGAAUAUAAACAUUACAUCCCGCUCCCUACGCUCAUACUCCCGACAUCACCCCUACCAAUUUGAGGCCUUGGACUACUACUCCCCGCGCCGCCUAGGUCUCAGGACUACCACCACCCUUUCCACCUCCUUCACCAAGUCGUUGGAGGAACCCAAACUGAACAGUGUUACCUUUGGUGAACCUCAAACCAAAGCAAACGAUCUGACCGCAAGUGCUACCAAAGCCAAAAGCCUUACGCCAAGCGACCAAGCAGGUUCUAAGAAGGCCAAAGGGACGGUCUCCAAAACUGCAAUACAGAAAACCCCUGUGCAAGCAGCAGCACAGGCCAAGAGGAAAAGCAAUAAGAAACUUGCCAAGCCCGCUACCGCCAAGCAAUCUUCAUCGGCUUCUGCGUCACAGCCAAAAGCCAGAAAGCAGAGUAGCAACCACAAAGCAACUGUCAAAGGGAAGGGAAAGGGCCGGUCAUCGACCGCUCGCUCCGAUUCUCUCCGUCAGAGGUCAACAGAAACCACCACGGGAACGUGUGCAAGCACAAGGAGCCGGCGCAGCUCGGGCAUGAGUAAGCGAGGGCCAGGGGGCUCUGGCCGACAGGAGGGCAGAACUGGAGGAAGGGAUGCUAAUACUGACGCCAACCCAACUAAUGCUCCUACCGCAUCUGACGAGUCAGCACAGGGAGCCACUGCCGCAGGAUCCAGCACAGGUGCCUCGGCCUUAGCAGCCGGCAGCAAAGGCGACGCUGACGAGUCUGAAGUUACGAGACUACAAGCUCUUCUGGAGUCCCGAGGGGUACCUCCACAUCUGUUCAACGCUCUUGGACCGCGCAUGCACCAGCUUCUACAACGCAGCAUGGGGUCUGGAGCUAGCAGCAAAGCUCACCAGCUAUUAUCAGGCCUGCAGGCCAGCGGAGACGAGAGCCAGCAGCUUCAGGCUGUGAUCGAGAUGUGCCAGCUCCUGGUGAUGGGCAACGAGGACACUGGGGGAUUCCCCGUCAAGCAGGUGGUCCCCGCCCUCAUCAGCCUACUCUCCAUGGAACAUAACUUUGACAUCAUGAACCAUGCCUGCCGCGCAUUGACCUACAUGAUGGAAGCUCUACCGAGGUCAUCGUCUGUUGUCAUGGAUGCAAUACCGGUAUUCCUAGAGAAGCUCCAAGUGAUCCAGUGCAUGGACGUCGCCGAGCAAUCUCUAACAGCUCUGGAGAUGCUGUCUCGAAGACACAGCAAAGCCAUACUUCAGGCAGGUGGUCUCUCUGCAUGCCUUCUCUACAUCGAGUUCUUCUCAAUAACUGCCCAGCGAAAUGCCUUGGCUGUUGCAGCUAACUGUUGCCAAAGCAUGGGACCGGAUGAAUUUAAUUUGGUCGCCAACUCGUUACCAUUGCUCACUGGAAGACUUCAACACCAGGAUAAGAAGUCUGUAGAGAGCUGUUGCCUGUGUUUCGCCCGUCUUGUGGAUAACUACCAGAAUGAUGAAAAGCUUCUAUUGCUUAUAGCUGAACAUGGUCUUCUCACCAACCUACAACAACUGCUGGUAGUGACACCCCCUAUCAUCAGUACCGGGACGUUCAUCAUGGUGAUUCGUAUGCUAUCACUCAUGUGUGCAAACUGCCCCAGCCUCGCUGUGCAGCUGCUUAAACAAAAUAUUGCAGAAACUAUCAGCUACCUCCUGAUCGGAGCUUCAGACUCUGCCAAUGUAGAUAUCGAGCUUGUAUCAAGGAGUCCCCAGGAGCUGUAUGAAAUCACCUCACUGAUUGGUGAGUUGAUGCCGAGGCUUCCCCGUGAUGGGUUGUUCUCCGUCGAUGCCUACCUCAAGAAGGUACCUAACCAGAUCACUGAAGCAGCCCUGUGGCAGUGGAGAGACGACAGGGGAAUGUGGCAUCCGUAUACUCGCAUUGAUAACAGGAUUGUCGAGGCUGCCCAUCAAGCAGGAGAAGACGAGGUGACCCUCUCCACCCUGGGGCGGACGUACACCAUCGACUUCAACGCCAUGCAGCAGAUCAAUGAGGACACUGGCACUGCUAGACCAGUCCAGAGAAGACCUAACCCUGCGGCAGGAGCUGGUUCCUCUUCUGCUUCAGCAGUAGCAACGCCGAAGGAAGAUGCAAGAGUUGUUUUCAUGAAGGAAGAUGGCGACCAGUCUGCUGCAUUUAUCAAGUCACUCUUUGCUGUCCUCUACGAAGUCUACAGCUCAUCUGCUGGACCUGCUGUCAGACAUAAAUGCUUGAAGGCCUUACUAAGAAUGGUGUUCUUUGGCAAGCCAGAUCUGCUGAAGGACAUGCUGAAGAAUCAUGCGGUAUCCAGUCACAUAGCAGCCAUGCUAUCGUCUCAAGACCUCAAGGUUGUCGUAGGCGCCCUUCAGAUGUCUGAGAUCCUCAUGCAGAAGCUCCCGGAUAUCUUCCAUAUCUACUUCCGCAGAGAAGGUGUGAUGCAUCAAGUGAAGAACCUCGCUGAGGCCACCAUCACGGCGGACAACUCUCCUCCCAUCAAAGAUAAGUUCCCCAUCUCCAAGGUAACGGCUGCUGACCCCUCCUCCUCCUCCUCGACCACCCCAGCUUCGUCUGCAUCCUCUGCCUCCUCGGCGUCAUCCGCGUCAUCUGCAUCUUCGGCAGCCUCGUCCGCUUCGUCCACCCAUACCCCGUCACCCCGGGAUACCAUCAACAUCAAUGUGGGCUUAGAUUCGGAUGGUGUACCUCAAGGACGUCUGAGCGAUGCAUUGAAGCUCAAGCGAGCAACCAAGCGAGGUCCGGGCCGCAAGAGCAACCGCUAUGCCAGCAACGACGACUCAACGCCGUCCCAGGGAGGUCAUGGCCACCACUACGAGGCCAUCGACACCCCACCAGGCAGACUGAGUGCUGUAUCGGUCCCCAUGCCCCCCUCCUCCAGGGCUCCGGGCAGCGGCAGCGGGGGCAGGACAGGGGUCAGCAAGGGCAAAGGCUCGACAGGCAAGAUGGUCAGCGGGUCCACCUCCUCACGUUCUUCCUUCCUGGCCAGUCUCAACCUCUCUCGCUGGGGCAGGGGCGCGUCCAACUCGCCCUCCUCCGCCAACACCACCCCGAGCAAUGCCGCCUUGGGUAGCGACCACCACCACCACCACCAUCACCAUCACCAUCACCACCACCUGCACACCGCGGCAGGGCGCGAGAUGGGCCUGCAGAGGGGCGGAGCCGGGGGAGGCAUGGGGUACGGGUCGGACAGGAUACUAGGGCACGGGAGUGAGAACCUCCUAGGGGUGCAGAAGGAUGCCAGCGGAUCGCAGAAGGAAAAAGUCAGGGCCUGGAUCAAGGAACAAGCAUCUCAGUUUAUACGUCAGUACUUCAGCCAAACGGAUCACCAGGGAGAAUCACACCCAGCCCUUACCUUACUCAAUCAGCUCUGUACCAAUGCAGACAAACUGACACUAAAGAGUGAUGAAGGCUGCGAAAUGCUCCGGAGCAUUGCUCACAUCCUCACCAAUUCGGACAUAUCCGCCUUUGAGAUCCUGCACAGCGGUCUGGUGGUCAAACUCUUGGACUACAUGACCAGCAACAGUGACCACAAUGCCGUCCCGAGGGAUCUUAGACUGCAACGUUUCCUACAUAUAUUCCUAGAAUGCCCAGCUCCAGGCAGUCCUCCUUUCACCUCACUGGAGAUCCCCGAGAGCGCGCCCUUCGCUUCCCUCGUCUACAAGAUCAACGGCUGCAUCAGCCACCUGGAGCAGUUCCCGGUCAAAGUUCACGACCUCCCCGGCGCCGGGGGGUCAUCGGGAGGCACCAGGGGUUCCCAGGCGCUCAAGUUCUUCAACACCCAUCAGCUCAAGUGCCAGCUGCAGAGGCAUCCAGAGUGCACGAACCUGAGGCAGUGGAGGGGCGGACCGGUCAAGAUUGACCCGCUGGCCCUGGUGCAAGCCAUCGAGAGGUACCUCAUGGUCAGGAACUAUGGACGCAUGAGACAGGAUGAUGAGGAUAGUGAUGAUGAUGCAUCGGACGAUGAGAUUGAUGAAUCUGUGGCAACGGCCUUCUCUAGCUCAAACACCAACAUCAAGCACAAACUCCAGUUCUUGAUCGGAGAACAAGUCCUCCCGUACAACAUGACCGUCUACCAGGCUAUCAAGCAGUUUGGUAACGCUGCCAGUGCAUCAGAAGACGAUCGGGAUACCGACGAUGAGAGCAACCCGCUAGGAAGGGCAGGUAUUUGGAUCAAGACACAUACCAUAUGGUACCGACCCGUCCCAGAGGCUGGUGCGCCCUCCACCCAGAAGUCAUCAUCGGCAUCGAACAGCAGCACGACCACCACCACGACCUGCACCAGGAAAGGCAAGGGAGGGAGCUCGUCUAAGUCCUCUUCUAAGGGAAGAAAACAUGACGAGAUGUGGAUGGAUGGUGUGUGUCCAGUAAUACAGAAGGAGCUCCAUAAGUACCUACAUAGCAAUCUACCUGGUUCCGUCCCUAUCGAAGACCCCUCUUGUGCAGCUAUCUCACUGCUAAGGGUUCUCUACGGUCUUAGCAGACAUUGGAAUAAUCUUUAUCCGGGAGCUUUACCGCAGCAGGCAGUAAGUAGCAGUGAGGUUGUGAAUAGCAAGCUGUCGGCCAAGGCUAACAGACAGCUACAGGAUCCUUUAGUAAUAAUGACUGGCAACCUACCUUCAUGGCUCAACGCAGUGGCACAGGCAUGUCCGUUCCUGCUGCCGUUUGACACCCGUCAGCUCCUGUUCUACACCACAGCGUUUGACAGGGAUCGAGCCAUGCAGAGGCUACAGGACAACAACCCAGACAUGUCCACAUCAGAGAAUAGUGAGAGGGUUGCUCCUAGAUUGGACAGAAGGAAAAGAAGUGUAUCAAGAGCAGAUCUGUUACGGCAGGCUGAGUCGGUCAUGGAGGAUCUAGCUAACUCCAGGGCAGUGCUGGAAAUACAGUACGAAGAUGAGGUUGGUACUGGUUUAGGUCCGACCCUCGAGUUCUACGCCCUGGUAUCAAGAGAGGUACAGCGAGCCGACCUCGAUCUCUGGAGAGGAGAAUCAGUUCUUUUACCAGACCCAAAAGGCAAGCAAGCUGGAGUGAAGUACAUCCAUUCGCCCCACGGUCUCUUCCCAUCCCCGAUGGGACGGAACGCCAAGGCCUCCGUAGUCGCUAAGAUCAAGUCCAAAUUUACCUUCAUGGGACGUUUCAUCGCAAAGGCACUCAUGGACUCUAGAAUGAUUGACAUUCCACUUAGCCUGCCAUUUUUCAAGUGGCUCCUGGGGACGGAGGCUUCGCUGACCUCGUCUGACCUUCAGUUCAUUGACCGCACCUUGGCCCGAUCCUUCCAACAGCUUGAGGAGCUUGGUCAGCAGAAACAACGGCUGGUCAAUGACCCCUCUCAGACUGCUGCCAGUCUCCAGCUUGCCCUGGAGUCAUUGAGCAUAGACGGUAGCCCAGUGGAGGAGCUAGGGCUAGACUUCACGCUGCCAGGCUAUCCUCAUAUAGAACUGAAGAAAGGAGGCAAGGACAUCGAUGUCACCAUUCAUAAUAUAGAUGAGUACCUCAAGCUUGUUGUUCGUUGGACCCUGAACGAGGGCGUAUCCAGGCAGUUUGAAGCUCUUAAAGAUGGAUUCCAGUCCGUGUUCCCUCUCUCUCAUCUGCAAAGCUUCUACGGAGAAGAGUUGGAUCAGCUGUUCUGUGGGAAUCGUAGUGAGCCUUGGGAUAUCAAGACGUUACUAGAAUGCUGCAGGCCUGAUCACGGCUAUACUCAUGAUAGUCGUGCUGUGAAGCUGUUAUUUGAGCUCAUGGCGUCGUACACAGACAGUCAACAGAGGGAGUUUCUUCAGUUCGUCACUGGAAGCCCCAAACUCCCUGUAGGAGGUUUCCGUUCCCUGAAUCCUCCUCUGACGAUCGUACGUAAGAUGUUCGAAGGCUCCGAGGACCCGGACAAAUUCCUUCCCUCUGUGAUGACUUGUGUGAACUACCUGAAGCUCCCUGACUAUACCUCCAUGGAAGUCAUGGCGUCCAAGCUUUCUAUAGCCACGCGAGAAGGACAACAGUCUUUCCAUUUAUCAUAACCAAGGCUCCUAGAGGGGAAGGGGAAGGGAAGGAGCUCCCCGACUGUAGCACCGAGACAGCUGUUAAGCUCUCUGUCGCCAUUCGAGAAGGACAACGAUCCUUCCAUUUAUCAUAACCAAGACUCCUAGAGGGGAGGGGUAGGGAAGGGAAGGAGCUUCCGGACUGUAGCACCGAGUCGGCCUCGGCUGCUAAGCUCUCUGAAGCCAUUCAAGAAGGACAACAAUCUUUCCAUGUAUCAUAACAAAGGCUCCUAGAGGGGAAGGGAAGGAGCUCCCUGACUGUAGCACCCAGACAGCUGAUAAGCUUUCUGAAGCCAUUCGAGAAGGACAACAGUCUUUCUAUUUAUCAUAACAAAGGCUUCUGCUAUUCUAGAGGGCAAGGGAAGGAGCUCCCUGAUUUUAGCACCCAGACAGCUGCUGAGCUCUCUGUCGCCACUGGAGAAGGACAAUGGUCCUUUUAUCAUAACAGAGGUUUCCUGGAUGGACAAGGGGGAGCCAUGUGAAGCCAGGGAAAAAACUGUAUGGAUAAGGAUCCUACAUAGGCAGCACAAGCAAUGGAGCACAAGCAGUCAUCUAUACCGUUGAUGCAAGAUAGAUACGUGAUCCUACACGUUCACAUCGAGAUCCGGAGCGAGUUGGAUGUGUGUGCUUGUCUUUGAAUGGGAGCAUGUUCCCAAUGGUCUAGAUAGGAGCGCUUUCUCGGUGAGAAUGUGUUCCCAUUAAUUCUAUACAAUAUUUGAGCAUGCUCUCAUGUGUAUUCCUCCGUUUAGUCCUCUAAAAUUUGGGUGCGUUUCCAUUCAUCCCCUUGCAAGACGGGGGCAUGUUCUCACUUACUAGUUUAAUAAUAUGAGCAUUGUCAUUAUCUGGAUUGCUGCAGUCAUGCUAAUGUAUGGAUCAUAUUAGCUUAUAUACAGGCCAAAUUGAUUAUGUAUUGGUAUUGAGUAAAAAAUCAAUACUACAUAUACUGUAUACUCAAACUUUUAUAUUGUAAUUGGCACUCACUACAAAUAGCGUUACAGAAAUUGACGACUUAUGAUGCCCAGUGGAUUAGAUAGCCAUGUAAUUGAAAGUGAUUUUUUUGUUGUUUUUGCUUUGGAAUUCAUAAAUGUAUUUUAAAAUCUAAUCCGGGGGAAAGGACAGAAUUAUUUUGAUAUUUGCAAAGAAUUGCAAUUAAUAUCCACAUUUUCUUUGUUUGUUUAUUAUUCAAGAUGUAGGUACAGAAUGCACAGUUAAAAAACAAACAAACGGGAUUCAAUGAGUCGAUUUGAACGCUAUCAUAUAUCACCAAUAUAUUCAACAGAGAUAAUGAUUCAGGGCAGGCGAUUUAUGUAUUAUAACUUGUACACCAAAGAAUCUAAAUACAAUGUAACUAUCCUGCACUCAACAAUAUUCACAAUAUAUUUAUUCUUUUCCAUGUAUCAAACCUACGAUAGUUGCUCAAGGUUUCCCCCUAAAUGGACCUUCAAUAGGUAUAUUUGCCUUACUUUUGCUAUAAUGCAUUUCCACAUUUGAAGGUUCGGGUAGAAUGAUAUUUUCUAGGCAUAUUUAAUCACUUAUAGGGGAAGUCUAGCCUGGUAUUAUGUUGAUUUUAAUUAAACCAGAAAAAUCAUAGGAACUAGUCAGCGGAUGUUUGAAAAAAAAAUUGAUUAAGAAAAUAAGCAAGCUAGUUUUUAAGAUCACUAAGUACUUCAAAUUGGCAAUGGUACAGUUUUUCAUUACAAAGCAUUCUUCUUUAUAUUUGAUUUAAACAAAAAAAUUGUUUCCAUUUUUCUUGAAGAAUAAUGCGGUUUCAAACAUGUGCUGAAAAAAUACAUGUUCAUCAUCGGAAGCUUUUUAUGGUAUUCCUUUGUUAAAUACAUUUAUCUUAAUGCAAUGAUGUUGAUAUUUGGAAAAUUGGCUGAUGAUCAAACAAACAAUACAUGAAUGAAUGAAUAAAUAAAUGAAUUGAUAGAUAGAUCAAUACAUGUAGAUAUUGUAUAAAUUAUAAAUAAAUAAAAACAUAGAUAAGUAGAAUUAAAUGGAUAGGUCCUUGCAACAGAAAUCAUAUCAUUGCCAAUUUGUGUGGUGAUCUUAAAAACUUCAAAUCUUGUUACUUUUCAUCCGAUUUUGUUCAAAUUCCACUGGCCCAUCAUAGACGUUCCUGCUUUUAGAUUUUCUGUUAAAUGCUUGAUUUAGAAUUCAAACUUCAUUAAGUUGGUUGAUUAUUGUAGCAGUGAAAUCAUGCUUAUAUUUUGCACUGGAAGGCCUUUUAUUCGUUCGUUGUUCGAACAAUUUUUGAUGUUUAGAGAAACCACUGUUAUAUUCUUUGUAAAGCCUUCAUAAAGAAACGAUAUCUUUGUUUAUGUGCUUACAUAGUAUAUGGGAACCACUGUGAUAAUGUCCAUAAGUGACAUUAGUGCUAUAUGUGGUUCCUUGGCUCUCGUUUUACGUUGUAUUAUGUAAUGAUGCAUGAUUGUUCUCCAUGCGUCUUGAUCCAAUGGCUUGCAAUUUCCUUUUUUUGUUGUUCCAAACCUUCUGGUUUUGACAAAUAAAUAUCAAUCAUAAAAUUCAACAAAGUUUUCACCAAAAAUCUAAAAACUGCAGAUUAAUGGUAGUUGCUUCAAAAUUUGAUUAAUUAACUGUUAACAACAAAAGGCUAAGUAAAGGUUGAGAUGCUGUAUCUGGGUCUUGCCUUUUAAAAAAAAGGUGCGAUGAUUCAAAUUGAUCGCACCUUGAUAUAUCAAUGGCAAGUCUGUACCAUUAUAAUAAAGAUAUAGGAGUUUGUAAGUUUGCGAUUGAAUGGAACAAAAUUGUCAAUCAAUCCUGCUCAACUGCAACUCUUCGUAAGACAGACAGGGCCCUCGUCUGUUAGGAAUUCGAAUUUGGUUGAUCGUAUUGCCCCACAUGUGCAUAUCUAUGUGGUGCUUUUUCAAGAAAAGGAUAAUAUGGAGAUUGAAAGUGUCAAUGGAAAAAGAUGAAAAAUGCUUUAUUCUGUAUUCAAUACAGUUUUCAAAGUCACGCUGUGAUCUUUACACUUCAGUUGCACAUCGUUCAUAAAAAAAUGCACAAAAUGAUUUCUGUAUUCACUUUUUCACUUCCAUCAACUGCGGCACACAUGAACACGUGAAAUGAGUUAUUUUCUCCGCUAGAAGCAUCAUUUUUGUACACAUUGAACAACGGAUUGUUUUGUACAGCGUAUUCCCACACGUACAUGCUCAUUUUGUUGGUUUAAUGUUGCCCCAAAAAGGAAACUAGCACAGUCACGCUACAUUUACUUGGUUAUUUUAAUUCCUUCAUGAUUCACAAAUGUGUUGCUAGGUCAGGGCAGAGUUAGGGUAAGGUCCUGAAAAAUAAUUUUGUUUUAAGCAUGUCAUUUGCAUUUUGCAAUGUGUUCAAGUUGUCUAGAGAACAUAUGAUGAAGAACUACAUAUUAAAAUAUUUGAUGCCAUAAAUUAUUUUUGUCCAUCAAAAGUUACGAAUGAAGCCUUUAAGAAAAUGUCACAUCAAUGCAUGCUUUGUUUGACCUUAUUUUCGGUUGCGAACCAGCCUUUACCAAUUUGAAGUAUCGAGCUUCAGCGGACAAGGAUAUUUGAAAUAAAAGAAUGAUAUAAGUUGUUGCUACCUUGUUUGGCGUCCAACAAUAAAGGAUAGAGCAACGUCGAUCUGGCGCUGCUCAGUGGCUGCCGGGCUCACGAUCAAUUGGGCAAAAAGAAUUUCCGUUUCGGUUUAAUAAAAUUUGGAGUGGACUAUUAGGCUAUUAUUAUCAUUAAACUUGAUGAUACUAUGGGAUUACUAAACAAUAUCUUAAGUGUAUUGUAUGUGAAAGACGUAAUAAUUAAUAUGUUCAUAGAGAAUUAUAAUAUUUAGGAUAUAAGAAUACUAGCAGUAUUUCUGUAGAACAUUGAUUUCUUUUUCUUUUUUUUGCAUAUUUACAUUUCAAUUCUCACGCACUUGUAUAAAUAUGAUGAAAAUAAUAUGAUGAUGGUAUUAAUGAUCUAUGUGAUGAGGCAUAUGAUAGGCAACAGUGAUACGAUGUAUGACACAAGUACAUUAAUGUAUACCGGUACACUGAAAAUGAUACGAUAAAUACAUUGAUGUAUUACACUGAAAAAAUAAUUUUUGAAAAUAACUGAUGUAAACUUUUCCUGUCACUAUCUAUUGUGAGGUGUAUGUUUUUGAUGCAAUGAUGUAAAAGAAAUAUAACUUUUUUUUCUCUCUCUUCUGUAAUUAAUGCGUGAUAAGAGUGACUUGGUGAAUGACGAGCUUACUAAUGAGUUUGUCGGAACUCUGUCGGUGGAUAUUAUGUGAAAGAUUUAAGUUUUUUUCUGUUUUUUUGCUAGUUUUUUUCAUUUCUUCAACCUUUUUCUUAUUGAUUUUCUGUAAGUUGUCAAGAUGCUGUGUAGACUACGAUAUGAGAAACAAAAUGCACUUAAAUGGGUUCAAUAAAAAAAGAAAAAUAUGACCAAGUUAAA